Letharia columbiana is the source of this 1419-nucleotide messenger RNA. RefSeq lists its product as uncharacterized. Lineage: Eukaryota; Fungi; Ascomycota; Lecanoromycetes; Lecanorales; Parmeliaceae. The transcript has 2 exons. Gene Ontology annotation, biological process: mRNA splicing, via spliceosome. Gene Ontology annotation, cellular component: U2-type spliceosomal complex. Gene Ontology annotation, molecular function: RNA binding. Bases 1 to 1419 code for a protein of 472 amino acids. The record is from RefSeq and is a predicted model, not a curated record.
AUGUCUUCUAAGAAAAUGACCGCAAACCCUGUCCGGCCGGCUAGAUACCGCCCUGGCAAGGCAGUCGCAGAGGAGCCAUCGUCUGACGAAGAAGACGCAUCCGCGGGAGAAGAGGAGCAAUCUACACCGGCAACCAGAGCACCAGCCCCGACGGCGUCAUCGUUCCCUUCAGAUGCUACGAGAAUCGCCGGUAGCCUCAAGAAUGUCAACCUAAAUGAGCGGAGACGGCAAGCUGCUGCGCAAGAAGCUGCACGUGUUGAAGCCGAAAAGGCGGCGCGGGUCGCAGAGGAAGAAGGCUUUGUGACCGAAGAAAGCGAGGAGCAAGAAAGCAGUGAUGAAGAGUCGGGGCCCGGAAGCGGAAGUGACGAAAGCAGCAGUGAGGAGGAAGCUCCAAAGGUGCUCUUGCGGCCUACAUUUAUCAAGAAGGACAAGCGGAAAGACAGUGUUGUCGUCCCAGACACCAAGACUGAGGAAGACACGUGGGCUGAAGAGCAAGCGAGGCGGAAAGAGAAGGCUGAUGUCAUGAUCCAGGAGCAACUAGAAAAGGAUGCUGCUGCUCGAGCUGCUGGAAAGAAGGAUUGGGAUGACGAUGAGAUCGAAGAAGUUCAGCAGGUAGACGAUACAGAUGACCUCGACCCCGAGAUCGAACGAGCUGCGUGGAAGCUGAGAGAGCUAAAGCGGGUGAAAAGGGAGAGGGAGGCCAUCGAAAUAGCUGAAAAAGAGCGAGAAGAGAUCGAAAGGAGACGCAACCUUAGCAAGGAGGAACGGGAUGCAGAAGACAAGGACUUCAUCGAGAAGCAGAAGGAAGAACAAGAAGGUAAAGGCAAGAUGGGCUUCAUGCAGAAAUAUUAUCACAAAGGCGCCUUCUUUCAGGAUGAUGCCAAAGCGGAAGGCCUGGAUCGACGCGACAUCAUGGGUAGUCGCUAUCAGGACGAUUCGAACCGUGAGCUACUCCCGCAAGCGAAGAUACUGGGCGAUGGGGAACCUCCGAGGGAAGAGGUCCUCGAAAAGCCGAUGGUACAUUUGACGAGCGUUUUAUGCCAGAUCAAAGAACUGGAGGGAAAGGUGGCUCUGGAGCAAAUACUAUCCAAGUUGGAGAGCGAAGACGGCCGCCGGAGGGCGCACCAGAAGGUCCGCGUGGACGCGAUAGAGGCGGACGCUUUGACGAGGGCGGGGGAAGGAGAAGCCCACCAAGACGGUCCUACUCACGCUCACAGUCACCACCCAGGCGGAGGGAUCAUUCUUACUCGAGGUCACCGCUACCGCGGAGAGAUCGAGAUAGAAGUCGGGGACGAUCCUACUCAUACUCUAGGUCACCUCCACCGAGGAGAGAUCGAUACCGCGACGAGCCAAGCAGACGAAAGCGGAGCCCUUCUCCAGAUCAGGACCGCUAUGGAAGCGACAAGCGGCGAAGAGUAG